UCGCAGCCAGAACUCCAAGCAGUGCAGCGCCCGAGCCCUGCCGCUUGCGCCUCCUCAUAGCCGAGCUCGGUUGCCCGCCUUCACCAACCUCUGCGCUUUAGCUUCUACGUGCAGCGCCACUCAUCACCACUACCGGGCUGCGCCUCGCCUCGCUGCGCAACCUCUCCAUCGCGCCUCUCGUCGGUACGUGACCUUGCUGCCGCGUACUAGCUGUUCCGCCGGAUUCGCCAGAUCUUUGCUGAAGUUUGACAGAUCGACAGUCCUCCACUGCCCAUUUCGACAUUUGCCUUUGCUAGCGGGGUGAUGAUCAUUUCCUCCUCCACGUUAGGUUGAUCUCCCUAGCCCUGUGCUUGGCGGCUCCGGGUAGUGUGCUCUUCCACAUUGGUUAGUUUGAUCAGGAGCAUACACGUGGAGUUACUCUCGUGCUGUCAUCCUGGUCUUCCAUUGAAGCCGCUUUGCACUUUGGGCUCUUCCUAGGAGGUGUUUCACCCAUCUUUGUAUUAAUCGUUGAAAAGAAUGGUGGGGCUAUCAGCAGGAGAGAGGCAGUUUAUAUAUGGUGGGAUUGCACAAGAUCUUCGAUCAGAUGGCAGACAACGACUGCAGUUCAGGCCUAUCUCUGUUCAAACUGGAGUUAUUCCUCAGGCUAAUGGCUCUGCUCGGGCUACGAUGGGUGCAACUGAUGUCAUAGCUAGCAUCAAGGCUGAACUUGGGAAGCCUGCUCCUCUUCGACCAGACAAAGGAAAAGUUUCUAUUUUUAUUGAUUGCAGCCCAACUGCAGCACCAGUGUUUGAGGGCAGAGGUGGUGAAGAGUUAUCUGCUGAGCUCUCAGUUGGACUGCAGAGAUGCUUACUGGGUGGUAAAAGCGGGGCUGGUGCUGGUAUUGAUCUCUCAUCACUGAUAGUUGUUGAGGGUAAGGUUUGCUGGGACCUUUAUAUUGAUGGACUUGUAAUAAGCUCAGAUGGCAAUUUGUUGGAUGCACUAGCUGCUGCCAUCAAGGCGGCUUUGAGCAAUACAGGCAUCCCAAAAGUAAGCGUUUCUGUUGGAGCUUCAGGGGAGGACCAGCCAGAAGUGGAUGUAAGUGAUGAGGAGUUCAUGCAGUUUGAUACAUCUGGGGUUCCUGUUGUCGUAACUCUGACAAAGGUGGGCAGGCACUACAUUGUGGAUGCGACCUUGGAAGAGGAGUCUCAAAUGAGCUCUGCAGUUUCAGUUUCUGUGAAUAGGCAUGGUAGGGUUUGUGGGCUUAUCAAAAGGGGCGGUACUGGAUUGGAUCCAAGUGUUGUGCUUGACAUGGUCUCAGUGGCAAAGCAUGCCAGCGAAACCCUGAUAGCUGUGCUGGAUUCUGAGAUUGCUUCUGCAGAAGCAAUUGAUGACGAUGAUGCAAUUUAGGAUGAUAAACCUAUUAUUUGCAUGCAUCAUUGUAGAAAUGUUCAAAAUGUACUGCUCUCUCUUUAGGACCUUUCCUCAGUAAAUGAUUUUUUUUAUUUACAGACGAACCCUUUGCUAAUUGUGUUCUUAUGUGGAUCAAAGUAAGCAUUUGUAUGCAUCAUCAUACUGAAUGGUCUUGAGCUAGCUAUAUAACUGCUAAGAUUUGCCUAAGCUCACAAAAGAAGAGCUAUAAAAAACUCCGAUGGAAAUGAAACCA
Dendrobium catenatum is the source of this 1642-nucleotide messenger RNA. Its product is annotated as exosome complex component RRP42. Gene Ontology annotation, cellular component: cytoplasmic exosome (RNase complex); nuclear exosome (RNase complex). Lineage: Eukaryota; Viridiplantae; Streptophyta; Magnoliopsida; Asparagales; Orchidaceae. The transcript has 8 exons. Bases 517 to 1386 code for a protein of 289 amino acids. The record is from RefSeq and is a predicted model, not a curated record. Gene Ontology annotation, biological process: U5 snRNA 3'-end processing; U4 snRNA 3'-end processing; TRAMP-dependent tRNA surveillance pathway.